AAAGAGAGGAACUAGUAGUAGUGCUUUUUGGCGCACAUAUGCAACAUGCACCAGCACAGCCCAGCGCGUCUCUUCCCUUCCCUCUGCAUACCAAGUCCCAAGUCCCAAGUCCCAAGUCCCAUGGUACAACACGAGAGCCACCAGCCUUGCAGUGUCGUUCACGUCCUCCGCGUCCGCCUCUUUCCUCUUAAUUCUUAGGCUACGCCUCGCUCGUCGCAGCGACCGCGCUGCAGGCUCAGCCGCUGGUCUUUAGAGAUCUCGUCGCAUUUAGUCGCCUGUCGCACGUUCCGUCGCACGGGCUGUCGCUCACGCGAAUCUCUGCGACGGCGAUGGAUACCGAAGGCGGAGAUAUGGACGACACGCGGGAGGGGGGAGAACGGGGGGAAGGCGCAGACGGAGCGCCGCGAUGGGGGGCGGAGUCUGCGCAGGACCGAGGCAAACGGGCGCGGGGCGGGGACGGGGAACCGGGGAAGGGCAGGAGUGGCGCAAAGAAGGCGCGCGCCAUGCAUCCGCAGAACCGAUACGCGGAGAACCCGCCCGACUUCCGCGUGCUGGCGGAGCAGCACCCCGCGCUGUCGCCGUUCCUGCUGCCGGCGCGGCGGGCGGGCGGGCCGGUGGGGUUCAUGUGGACUAACUACAACGCGACGCGCGAGCUGACCAGGGCGCUGCUUAAGGCGGACUUCGGGGUGGACUGGUGGAUAGAGCGCGGGCAUCUGUGCCCCACCGUGCCCAACCGCGCCAACUACCUGCACUGGCUGCACGACCUCCUCGCCUCGCUCCCCCCCUCGCAGCACCAACCCGCCUGCGCCGCGGAGCAGGGCGCUGAGGCAUGCGCUGCAGCACCGGGAGCAGGACGGACGGACGGCGGGGGCGAGGGAGGGGUAGGGGGGCCGGGAGGGGGAGAGGGAGAUGGAGGGGGAGAAGGCGGGGGAGAGAGAGAGGCAGGGGGGAGGCGGGCAGCAGUGCGGGGUGUGGACAUUGGCACGGGCGCUAACCUCAUCUACCCGCUGCUGGGCGCCGCCAUGUUCCGAUGGUCGUUCCUCGCCACAGACGUGACAGCGAGUGCCCUGCAGGGCGCAAGGGCCAACAGAGAGCGCAACCCGCACCUCGCACACCUCAUCGACAUACGCCGGGCGGGGGAGGGCGAGGCGUUUGACUUCUGCAUGUGCAACCCGCCCUUCUUCGAGUCGAUGCAGCAGGCCAGCGCCAACCCGCGCACGGCGUGUGGCGGCACGGCAGCGGAGAUGGUGUGCGCGGGGGGCGAGCUGGCGUUCAUCCGCCGCAUCAUUGCCGACAGCUGCAAGCUGCGCUCCCGCAUCAGGUGGUUCACAUCCAUGGUGGGGAGGAAGGUCAACCUGAAGCACUUACUCACCCACCUGCGCUCCCUGCAUGUGCCACGCAUAGCAACCACGGAGUUUGUUCAGGGCCGCACGUCCCGCUGGGGCAUCGCAUGGUCCUUCAUUCUGCACGCCCGCCCCUCCUCCACCUUCUCCCUCUCCCACUCCUCCACUCCCCAUGCACCUCCCAUCGGCCCUUCUCUCCCAAUCGGCCCCUCCCUUCCCCCCAUCGGCCCUUCUCUCCCAAUCGGCCCCUCCCUUCCCCCCAUCGGCCCUUCUCUCCCAAUCGGCCCCUCCCUUCCCCCCAUCGGCCCUUCUCUCCCAAUCGGCCCCUCCCUUCCCCCCAUCGGCCCGUCUUUUCCUUCCACCGCGCCCUCUCCCUCAAUCGGCCCUUCCCUUCCUCCACCUUCCUCCUCGCAUCCGCCCCUGUGCGCCCUCCCAUGCGCCCUCCCCAUGCCCCUGCUGCACCCGAAGACGUCCUUCACACUGCAGGGACUCAAGGGCGCAGGGGCGGUGGGAGCAGUGUGGAAGCAGCUGGUGCGAGUGGUGGGGGAGAGCGGAGUCACGGGCAUUCAGCCCAACCACCACACGCUGUCCAUCCGGGGUACACUGGCAGCACAGGGAGCCGGGGAUGGAGGGGAGUUAGGAGUUGAGAGUAUAGCAGGGGCGGAGCAGGCACAGAGCGCAGCAGCAGUGCAUGUCACCUUCCAGCUCCUACAGCACGCGCCAGGUGCUGUCACUGUCAGUGCCACAGCAAGCACAGCAGGCAGAGCAGCAGGCGGCGGCACAAAGCAACUGCCACCAGGUUACCUGCAGCGGUUCUCAGCCAUGAUACAGCAGUGCCGGCUGAGACUCACCCAGUAGGACCCUCACCACACCACACAUAGUCACCGCAUGGGUUGCGCCUCACUGCUGUCUGCGACAUGCAGCCUCUCAGCGUGAAUGCUGUGCAUUGCAAAAAUUAGAAAACACCAAGCCUAAACCCAAAACCCUGAGCAGCACAAUUGAUGGGCAAUUUGAUUCCUUGUGACUGAAGCAUUACCUCUUACUUCAAGAGCCAACAAGUGGAGUAGACUCUUCAAAGAGGCUGUCCAAUCAAAGCUUGUACAGGUC
Molecule: messenger RNA, 2450 nt
Organism: Closterium sp. NIES-67
Lineage: Eukaryota; Viridiplantae; Streptophyta; Zygnematophyceae; Desmidiales; Closteriaceae
Source: the annotation of a GenBank genome assembly